AUGGAAAAACCAACUAAAGCAUUGCAAAUCACAUUACAGUUUGGAAAAACCAAAACAUUACGUUUCUUUACGGAUCAGAUCGGUUUGCGUCGGGUCAAGAUAUUACAUUUCACUCAUUUACAGUGUCAAGUUCAACGAAGAAGUCGAUAUGAGGUGAUGGCAGGAGAUCAAGUGAUGAUUAAUUUAGAUAAUUUCACUGAACUUGAAAUUGAAUUUUAA
Molecule: messenger RNA, 219 nt
Organism: Clunio marinus
Lineage: Eukaryota; Metazoa; Arthropoda; Insecta; Diptera; Chironomidae
Source: the annotation of a GenBank genome assembly